Molecule: messenger RNA, 1266 nt
Organism: Lingula anatina
Lineage: Eukaryota; Metazoa; Brachiopoda; Lingulata; Lingulida; Lingulidae
Source: RefSeq, a predicted model, not a curated record
CAAGGAUAUGUAGAAGGAAGCGCUAACAAAGGCGAUUACGUUUAACCGCAAUUAAGAGGUGUGAAGUUGCAUUUGAUCGUUUCAAUGGCUCUUCCUCGGCAAUCGAGUAAUUUUACCUGAGAGAUUCCUUCUUUGUUAUCGGCAAAGUGAUCAGAUAAAACUGUGUCGAGAGCAAGUGUCCGUCACUUGUGUUAACACGAGUUUUUUUGACGGGUAACGCUGCAGGAUUAUUUUGCACGACACUUGGUAAUCGUCAGAUCAACGGAAAAAUCCAGCGAUUAUCUCAUAGCAGUAUUUCUCAAAAUGCCAGCUAAGAUAAAGGGGAGACGCUCAGCUGCACAAGAAUCAGCGAUAAAAGUGGCUGAGAGAAGGCUUUUGAGUGAAAUGGCUGAGUGUGGGUUUGAUGGGAAAGAGUUCGCAAAAGGAUUAGAUCAUACAGUCACAGCCGCAAAAAUGAAAGGAAAAACACAUAUUAAAAUUCGUUUCAUGCACUACAGCUCUUGGGCAAGGGCAUUGAAGAAGCAAGACAUUGGGCCGGACGGAUGCCAUUACAGCUUCCCAGCAGAUGUGCUUUCUUUUAUCAGGGCAAUCAUACCCAACCAGGUGAAAGCUGAGAUUAGACAGACUGGGUAUGCGGUUUCCAUGGAGGAAUUCUGCCAAGCUGUCCUAUGAACAUCAUGUUGCUGAGCACCUAUUCUUACAGUCGGUUACGGGAUUAUCUAACCCAGAAUGAGGCUCGAUUUUAGGACUAGGGUAAAACAUUGGCUUGCGCCCAUUACUCUCAAUGUUAAAUUGGCGAACUUUGAUCGUUCAUAUCAAACAGACCAAAGGACAAUUUCUUGUGACGACCACUUGGUCAUAUUCACUUGGGUUUUUAGCGUCAGUCCAUGGGCCUCAGGAGGAUUUCUAAACCUUUAGGUAAUUUAAUCAGCGAUAAUACCAACACUCCUCCGCCGGGCUGCAAUUUCAGUUUGCAUCAGAUACAUGUUGUAAUAGGCAUAUUUUAUCGGCUGUAUCGAGUAUAGCUGUGAACAAAUGCGUGUGACAACUGUUUGUUGAUAUUCACUUAUGCAUUUAGUUUAGGGAAAUGGCCACCAAAGGGAUUUUCUAGUGGCGACUUUAUCAACGAUGGUGGUGUACUAUUUUCAGAGCAAUUUUUCCUACUGCCUACUAUGAUUAAUACAUACUAGUUAAUUAAAAUACUGUCAGAAUUAUUGUAUAAUAAAAUCAUAAUCUAAACAAAGAAAAACAUUAUAUUCAUAUUGC